CGAUCCAAAAUUACCGGUAACAAAUGGAGUUAACUAGGAAAGUGUUUGAUUUGAAUAUAAUGAUUUGAGGAGCUUGCUUUACUCAAAACAACUCGUAAUUAACCGCAGGUUCAGAAAUUCAUUAGAAGUAGGAGUAUCGAAGCGAGAGCUAGUCUUAUUGAACAAUUCUUAUGACAAUACGUACCAUGAGGGACAAGGUCUAUUUCUGUAAUCAGACAUUAUUAUAAGCCUCCAGAGACAAAUAAGGUAGGAGAUAUCAAUCCAUAUAUUUGGUGUAGCAGUGUCGACCCAGAGCGUAAAUAUAUGGUUAAUUAAUGAUGAGGGAUGGAAAUGACGUGCUGUACUCCUCCACUGCCAGGCUACGUCUUUGUUCAAUUGUCAAUUUAUUUCACCACUAAGCGUGUUACAUAAUGGCCAGCUGAUGUACUGGUCUAUCCCAUCAAUACCAUUCACACCUGGGGCCCCAGGUGUCAGUACGGAGGAAGAACAGGCACAGUACCGGAAUUCAGUUUGAUUCUCCACUGUGUGGCUGGUAUUAGUGACAGCUUGAGGGUUUGUACAGUGUGGUGUGCCGCUGGUGUCAGUCAAGUAGAGGCUGGAGUCGCUCGUAGGUCAGGUAUUACCAAAACUAUAGAACCACAGCCUUAUCAUAGACACCUCAUAAAAUAGGUAAGGAUACGGAGAAUGGGGACCAGACAACUGGUAAGUGUGGAUCGGUGACCAAUCAGUGAGUUAGGGACUAGUAUUGAGACGUGCUGUCGGUGAGUUAGAAGCUAGUGUGUUAUGGUAAGUAGUACAGCUACCAAUACUCCCAACAUGGAGAACCGGGGUUCUGUAAGCACUCUCAGUACUCGAGUCUACCAGUACUCCUCACAGCAGAGUAGCGCCUGUAUAGCUCUCUGUCCACACCAAGAACGCCGUAAAGUACUCAUUCUGGAGAAAAACUCCUCCUGGAACAACCAUGGGUGUCAUACAGACAAUUUCUCAAAUGUGAAAGAAUUUUACAGUGGGGCUCGGUGUCAUAGUAAACACAGGAGUAUAUUUGACGAAUUCUGGGAACAAAUACAUGGUGUUCUUCCGAGGUGUCCGGCAAACACAUUGGUGUCAUCACCCCAACGUCGUGGUGCCCCCAAGGAGUGUCGCUGUGGAAUGGGACCUCAAGCUGCGGUCAUCCCACUCGGAUCUUUUGAUGUGUAUGUAGCGAAGGAGAGUCACCAGUUAGCAGAGGCCACACUUCAGAAGAAUGCUCGUCUCAAAGAGGCGUUCGGCAUCAGUGACCAGUACGUUGAUGGGUCCUCGUUUGAUCCUGAUCGCAAAACCAAGGAAGAAGCAGCUAAAGCUCUGGCCAUGGCCCAAAAAAAGUACAGUAUAGUACGAGACUCCAGCUCAUCAGAACGUUCCAUCUCCCCACCUCCAAAGCGAAAAAAGAAAUCAAAGUCAAGGGAUGACAGUAGUUCCCCUGAGAGAAGACAGAAGAAAAAGAAGAGCAAAAAACAUAAGCGAGAUCGUUCUCAAAGAAAAAAGCAAAGAAGUUCACAUAAGCCUAAGAGGAAAAAGAGUGAGUCUUCACAUUCCCAGAAAAGAUCCAAGAAACGGCGCCGCCGGCGUUCACCCAGUUCAAGCUCUGACAGUAGAUCUGCGAGCCCAUUAGACAGCGACAGUUCAGCAUUUGAUGGUGAGAAAGUAAAGCUUACAGAAAAAAGUAAGAAAAGUUCAUCGAGCCCCAUUCAUCUGCCAGAAAGUCUAACUGCCAAAAGGAUCACAAGGUCAAGGUCAAAAUCUCCGAAGGUUACGAGGAGUUCAGUGUCAUUUUCAUCAGAUAGCUCCCGAAGUCCAAGUCCAAGGAAGAAAACGCUGAAAACGAACGGCCACAACACAGCCACGCAACAUAAACAUAACCACAGCUCAUCUUCAUCCAGGUCCCCAGACCCUGUCCACAAGCGCCUUAGUCGGUCACUGAGUUACUCCCCCACUGUAGGUCCGAAGACCAAGGAGUCAGUGCCGUCACCAAAACUCCCGUACAAGUCUCCCUCCCCGGUCACUCGCCACUCCCGGCCCUCAAGGUCAAGGUCACAAAGCCGCCGGCACAAGUCAUCUUCUUGGUCAAGGUCAAGGUCCAGGUCAAAGUCAAGUUCAAGGUCACGAUCAAGGACACACUCCAGAAAUAGAAAAAGGAGAAGUCGUAGUUACAGUAAGUCCCGAUCUCGCUCCCGAAGUCGCAGUCGUCGUCGUAAUUAUAGCAGAAGUGCAUCCCGGAGUAGGUCACGGCACCGAAUGUCUCGAAGCCCUUCCAUACGACGCCGAAAGGGCUCCCCCAGCCACCUCGAGAAACGACGCAUUACCAGGACACAACUUUGUGACAGCGACAGGGUUGUACAAUCUUGUCUCCACGGCGGUAUUGUGCAGGACAGUCCGCAAUGCUACUCAGGGGAGGCCACCCUCAUAAAAUCAGACAAUCUGUGCAAGAAAACGUCCUGUGCCCUACUACCGGCCAGCACCGCCCUCCCCAAGCUCUGUGAGCAGUUACGAUUCUUACUACAGAUACAGUCGCUCGCGAAGUCGAUCUAGACCCCGAUACCGCACUCGCAGUCGGAGCUUCUCACGGACACAGCGAUACAAGAGCUGACACAGAUCAGUCCUCUACUCAACCUCUAGCCAGUAAUAGCCAGAAGGGGGAUAUUUUGUAUAACUAAAAAAAAAUCAUUUAAAAGUUAUGAUUAUAAAAAUGUUUUAUAGUUAAAACAUUAAGAUUGUUAAAUUAAUCAUUAAAAUUGUAAGAAGCUGUAGUGCACUAGUAUAAUUAUGAUCAUACGAAAUGUUUAGUAUGGUUAUAUAUAUACAGAGCUAAUGAUGUAAAUCAACAAUAAAAAGUAAUCACACUUAAACACUGUAAAACCACAAUGAAACUUGUUUAUGAUCUUGAUCACAAGAAAUUCAAUAUUAUCCCUAACAAGAAAGUUGAUACAUGUAUUAUCCUGUUUAUAGAACCUUUUAUGUCAUCAUAUUUAUAAGGAAGUUUAUGACAUGUGUAGUCAUGAUUUUAUUUAUGGUAUAUAAAAAAUAAUCUUUCUAGAUUUCAAGUGAUUUGAAAUUGUAUCAGCUGUGAGCUGUUAAGGUACCUAGGACCAAAGAAUCUCAAGUAAUGCUAAUUUAACUCGUGAAUUACAUGUUUUAUAUAUUAUUUAUUUUAAUAGAUCUAUUUCUUUGAUGUGCAAUAAUAAAGUUUUAUUUAUUUUGUUUAUUUAUACCUGUAUGUCAUACAGCGAUAUUGGUGUUUGAUAUUAUUAAAACAUUGGGCAGGAAUGUUAUUUUUCUAUACUCAUGUUACUUAGAACUCGUUACGUAAUGGAGGAGAAAAUAUGUCAUUUGAAUUGUUUUUAAUGUCAAAUGGAUAUGUAAGUUUUUAGAUUUUAACUCUCAACAAUGUUUGUUUUCCUGUAUUAGACAGAUUGUUGUUUAUUUAAAAAGGAAUAGUUGAAUUAAUCCAUCUGUCAGCAAGACACAACAUUUUUAUUUCUUAAAAAUAAUCUGUAUAUUUAGACAGAAUUUUGUUAAAUAAAAAUAAUGCUAUUUAUGGAUUAUAUCUAUAUCCACUGAGAAAUUGAUAAGACUUUAUUUCUCAACCCUUGUGUUUUUUGUAUCAGUCCUGAAGUUGACUGCUUUAGACUAUAUAGUAUGUACAUAAGAAUUAUAAAAACCUUGUACAUGUUAUAUAUAUAUAAUAAUAUUAUAAAUGGCAUCAGAUCACAUACUCAUUCCAGGAAACAUUUCCUCUUGUUUCUUUAAAAUCGAAAUUGAACUUAUCCAUGUAGUCAGAUUUUACAUUCCAUUUUGAACAAAACCCUAUAUUCCUAUGUGUAUGUAAACCUACUUUUGUGUAGGUAUGUGUAAUAUGCAUCCCCAGGUGUGCAAGCUAAACUGAUCAUACUAUUCAUCAAAGAUUUUUGUACUCCAGGAGAUCAUUUAUGUCUGCAAUCAUGUCAUCCUCAUGUCACCCUCAAACUUACAGUGGACUCAUCCUUACAUUAAUAUUGGGAUGUGUCAUUGUGGUUAGCAAGGUUGAUAGUAUGACUGUGUAUCCUCACAUCUGUACUUAACUACAUUAUUGCUUUCGUCCAUUUCACGCAAUUUGUGAUUCCAUAUUGUGUACGGAAAACUUGUUACUUUGUAAAAUGUUGUGGUUUCAUUAAUGGGGUAAUAUAAGUUUCUCUGUCCAAAGAUAGUAUAAUGCCACACAAUUGAGGUUUUGUGGAUGUGUCUCCUGUGCUUUACCUUAUAAGGAAGUGUAAACUUGUGAUAACUUACCUAUAUCACAAGUUAAUCAUGUGAUGCUGUGAUGUCAUAGCUGUAAAUACACUGAUACAGUGGAAUUAAAAUGUCAAAGUUACAAUUUCUGUACAUAAAGAAGUGAAAGAUUUCAGGCUAAUAUUUUACAUGUAGGCAUCUGGAGCACUUUGUCUUCAGUGUGCAGGCUGUUAAUAAAAUGAUGAUCA
This is a messenger RNA of Mizuhopecten yessoensis (Yesso scallop), 4493 nucleotides long. Its product is annotated as serine/arginine repetitive matrix protein 2-like. The record is from RefSeq and is a predicted model, not a curated record. Gene Ontology annotation, molecular function: mRNA binding. NCBI's taxonomy places the organism in Eukaryota, Metazoa, Mollusca, Bivalvia, Pectinida, Pectinidae. The transcript is spliced from 12 exons. Bases 784 to 2568 code for a protein of 594 amino acids.